Messenger RNA from Pygocentrus nattereri (red-bellied piranha), 2077 nucleotides. It is a transcript of the gene gpc5c, whose product is annotated as glypican 5c. Bases 235 to 2019 code for a protein of 594 amino acids. Gene Ontology annotation, cellular component: extracellular region; plasma membrane; cell surface. The record is from RefSeq and is a predicted model, not a curated record. Gene Ontology annotation, biological process: positive regulation of canonical Wnt signaling pathway; regulation of protein localization to membrane; cell migration. The transcript has 9 exons. NCBI's taxonomy places the organism in Eukaryota, Metazoa, Chordata, Actinopteri, Characiformes, Serrasalmidae.
CACACACACACACCACACUCACACGCGCGCGCGCUCUCCGCAGCUCUGUCCCGCCUGGGAAAGCCUCGCGCGCAGCCACAGUGAAUAAUGUGACAGCCCCGCGAGGACGACCACUCUGAAGGCGUUAGCGGAUUUCCUCCGUUUAUCUAUGUGUCCGGCUGCACUGGACUCCAUUCACACGGACUCUCCCUCUCUCUCCCUCUCUCUCUCUCUCUACCCCCGUGAGAUGCUGCCAUGCCCCGCGCGCUGCUCCCGCCACUGACCCUCUGCUGGACCGCGCUGCUGCUGCUGCUCGUGCACUUGUCCGUCGCGUCCGCCUCGAGGUCGCACAGCUGUCGCGAGGUGAAAACGGCCUUCCAGCUGCGCCAGAUCGGCCCCCUCAAGUGGGUCCCGGAGACCCCCAGCACAGAUGUGGACCUGUUGGUGUGUAAGCAUGAUGGUCCAUCUUGCUGUACUCGGAAGAUGGAGGAGAGCUAUAGAGUGGCAGUGGUGAGAGAGACUGUGCAAAACAUCAGGUCAUACAGCUUCGAGCUCAAGUUUCUGCUCUCGGGACAUGCAGCUGCCUUCCAGGAUACGUAUCAGUCCCUCUUCUCCUUCUCUCUGGGUCACCUAAGCUCUCUGUUUGAGAGCGGUUACACCUCCAUCUCCGCUGCCGUCGACCCGCACAUCUCUACCCUCUUCUCUGACCUCUCCCUCUUUAUCCGGGACGCCUCCUCUAACGUCUCCGUAGAGGCUGCUGUCCACCGUUUCUAUGACAACCUCUUCCCGCUUGUCCACACCCGCCUCAUCAACCCGGGUUCAGCGGCAGCCAUCACAGAUGGCAACAACCUCUCUGACUGCCUGCGGAUGACCCGGCAGGAUGUAAACCCAUUUGGGCGUCACGCCUUGGCGAUGGCCAAAGAGCUGUCGGAGGCCCUGCGGGCGGCCAGGGCACUGAGCUGGGCUUUUUCAGUGGGCGAGGAGGUGAUGAACGGGACGGAAGUGGCACCGCUGACGAAGGAGUGCACGCGAGCACUGGUGAAGAUGCAGUACUGCCCGCACUGCCGCGGACUCACCCUCAUACGGCCGUGUGGGGCUUAUUGCCUCAACGUGAUGCGUGGCUGUCUAGCCAGUCUGUCUGAGCUAGACAUGCCAUGGAGGCGCUACGUGGCCAUCCUGGAGGAUCUGACCCUAGCCGUGGCUGAUGAACACAGCCUGGAACUUGCCCUGCUCGGGAUCAGGGGUCAGGUCAACGAAGCCAUUCUCUACGCCCAGCUUCACGGACCCACGCUGACUGCCACGGUGGAUAAAGUAUGUGGCCAGUCCAUGACUGAGACCCACAGUGUUCAGCCCACCACAGUUAAGAUGGUACCCACAGUAACAGACAGCCCACCAUUGCCCACCAACCAGUCGGACCCCCCAGCCAUGGAACAGCUGGAUAGACUGUCCCACCUGCGCAGCUCACUCCCUCUGAAACCCGCCAAGAGUGAUAAAGAUAGAAGUCUGAAACAGAUUGCUCGGGAGUUCAUGAACUACAUUGGGCGCUACAAGGCAUUUUUUGCUGCGCUGCCGGAGAUGCUGUGUGAGGGAGAGGUGGUGCGGGACGAGUUCACCUGCUGGAGUGGAGACGACGUGGUGGAGAGCUAUUCAGGUAGAGUUGUGGGUAAUGGAGUUCAUGCUCAGAGGCAGAAUCCUGAGGUGCGGGUUAAGGGUCCUGACCACAUGCUCACACAAGUCAAAGACAGACUGGAACACUUCAAUCAGGAGAUCCAGGAGAGCAUGCCAGGCUUUGGACGUAGGGAAUCAUGGGAAGACCUGGGCAGCGGUGAAGAGAACAGUGGGGAGUGUGAUGAUGAGGACGGCUGCCAAGGAUCUGGAGAGGACACCCCAAAAAUCUACUCUACCGUUGUUACUGAAGUGGCGAAGGCUCCACCUCAUGAACCUUCUGUCAGAGCCUCUGGAUCCAGCACUGCUCCACUCACUCUGCCCACCUUCACCAUCUUCAUCCUCACCCUGGCACUGCAGUGGGCCUUGAACUGAGAGACCUGACACGCACACACACAUGAAUGCAAACACACAGGACCUUCUUUUGCCUGGU